UGAAAGAAAAUGGUUGUGCGUCAAUGGGAGUGUUGUUUUACUGAUAAAAAAGACAACACUAGAGGAUUGUGAUUGUGCAAGCAACGCAUAACUACCAGCUUUACGCCUGCCUUGAUUAAACGAUAUAACUUAUUGUAAAAUUUAAAAAGAGAUUAAAUUUUAACAAAAGUGAGAUUAGUUGUAUAGUUGUUCUUUUGUGUAUUUUUCGAUACUUGAACCGUACACUUCUCGCUUGAUUUUUAAAUACUUGUAGAAAUUUUUAUCGCACAAGGAAUUGGAAAGAAUUAUCUUAUUUUACAGUACAGGAUUAAAGGAGACGAGCGAAGGUAUUUUGUAACAUUAGGUCGUCCCAUUGGGUAUGUUUAGUAAUGUCGUCCGCGAAUAGCAUAGAAUCGUUAGGAUCAUUGCAAUGGGAUAUGAUCGAAUUAGCCAGUCAUUUGCGACAAGAGCGAUUAUUUGUCAACUCGGAGCAGCAAAAUUUGCAAUUACUAAACGAAAAAGUGUUAUACGCUUCGUCGAAUUUGGCUCAGCAAGCAUGGAUUACAACCCAGCAAAGAGUAAAUCUAAAUCGUCUGAUAAUGUCUAGACCAGAUUGUACACCGGCAUCGUGUUGUCAGAGAGCAAAUACAUUGGAAAAUUCACAUUUUAUCGACGUUUACAAGUAUCUGCGCUAUCAAGCUUGUUUAUCCUAUGGGGAAUUCUUAGGCGCGCUUAGAAAAUCGCCUAAGCUACUCGCACUAUGUUUAGUCGAGGGGGACAAAUUAGUGCCAGAUUUGGUGCAGAGUAUCGUGCAAUCGUUGGCAGCAGGUUUAUAUGGCAGUUGUUUAUUGCCAGAGGACAAAAUUUUGGUUUUAAAAUUACUGAGACACCUGAUGCUACUACAAAUCGUUCCCUCGGAUAAUCCACGAAGGUUACUCAGACACGGAACGUGCGCUUUCUCUAGGUUUUACUCGGCUUUUCACGAGAGCUUGUUCUCGGCCAAGUUUUUCUUAACAGCCGCUCUCCAUAAUCCUAUCGUACAAUUAUUAAUGGAGGAUGAGAUGUUCCUUGACAUCGACCCCGACAAAGCACCGGUAAGGUUUCCUCCUUCGGAGAGGUUGAAGAAGUUUGGAAAGGAAGGUACUCCCGAGUACGAGUCGAAAUUGCAGUGUUACAGACUCUGGACAAUUAAUUCUUUGUGUCAGAUCACGCAAAGAUUUAUAGUCAGUAUACGAGAAAAUAUGCAUUGCUUUCCUAGCAGCGUAUGUUGGCUGGUUAAACAGAUGGCAGGGCUAUUGAGGAAAAAUGGGAACAUUGAUCGAAAGGAAGUGCACGCGAUGUGCACCGAUUUGGUUUUUACAUACUUUAUAUGCCCUGCGAUAGUAAAUCCAGAACCAUACGGUAUCACCGAUGCGCCUAUCAGCUACGUCGCCAGAUUCAAUUUGAUGCAAGUCGGACAAAUUCUUCAGAUGCUUUCUCUCAUGAAGUAUCAAACGGUUGAUAGUAAAACGUUCGAUCUUUACAAGAGAUUCAACAAAGAUUCCGUUUCUUCUAUAAUAGAUGCUAUGGUGGAGGGUGCGACGGAAGAACUCGAGGACGAGCCUAAUGCUAUCGACAAUAAUAAGCUUCAGGGCCUCUCCCGAUCAGCCGCAUUAUUCACGGAAACUGAAUUGAAUACAUUGAUCACGUUUUUGCAAGCUAUCGCUACAGAAACUUGUGUAGAAAACGCUUCGCGAUCCAACGCCUUUGAUACGAAACAAUUACUCGAAAUGCUGUCCCAGUUACCUACUGGCUCUUUGACCAGCAAUAAGCUGGCUAAUAACGUCUCUGUUGAAAGUUCCAACAAACGAGGCGGUUUGCUAGGAAAAGGAAAAAAUCGAGGAGUACGAGUAUCGUCAUCGUCAUCUUCCUAUUCAUCGAAUGCUACCAAUGAUGGAGGAGAUGAAAUGAACGGUACGUCUACCCCUGAAGAAGAAUCGUCUGUCGACAAAAAUCCUCAGGAUGUUCUCGUCAUUCCGUUUGGACCAAGUACCGGUGAAUUUGUAGGGCUUCUUAGCGAACAAAAAGUGUUAUGUACCGAACUUCAAGUCAGUAUGGAGAAUGGGUCUGUUGACAUAAAUCUUCCGAACGACAUGUCCAAUGUACACGUUAGACGAGAAAGUUGUAACGGAAGUGGCGGUGGCAGUGGUCGUGGUAGCGGUGGAGGUGGAGGUGGUGGAGGUGGCGAACGAAUAGAAAUUCAGGAAAAAAAGACCCGAUUUUCGUUGUCCCACGAUGAAGUUCUGUUUGAAGGUUUCAUCGGAAACACUUCAGAUAAUUUGGAAGCCGUUUCGGAAGCUGCUUCGAAUCACAGUGUCGCUUCGUCUCUUGAAUUAGAAACGGAAGAUCAAAACGACAAUCUAUCGGAUAUGGUGUCCGCCAGCGUUUCGGGACGAGGAACGCCCAAUAUAUCAGGUCGUGACACACCGUCGUCUCAGAUUACCGAAGGAGACGAAGGACGAGCAGCUGGUGAAGCACGACAAUUGGAUCUACCUCCGUCGAAUAUGCCGACAAAGCAAAGUCGUUCCGAGAUAGAUGACAAAUUUUGCAAAUUUGAAAUCAAAAAGCUGAUAGAAGGAGAUGAAACUGUAUCGAUGGUGUCUGAUACGUGGUCCACGGAUGUGUUAGCCUCGGAUAGUGAAAUAGUCGAGCAACAGGAAAAGAUAGUUUAUUCUACUCCAGCCGAGCAAGCGGCUCCGGUUCUCUCAACAACCUCCGAAUCGAUGCCGCAAGCUGUUUUAGACGUUAGCGAAACCGCAUCCGAAGCAUGGAGUACCGACGUGUUGGCCAGUGAUUCCGAAAGAUUAACGGAAGUGGAUACUGACGACACUGCCAGCGUCGCGAGAUCCGACGAUACAGCGAGGUCCGAGAUCGAAGUUGAAGCGCGCAGCGAAGCGGAGGCAACUGACGAAACAUUGACGCAAAACAUUCCUCAAAGCACAACAUCGACCGAUUGCACGUCGGCAAGCUAUCAAUCGGCGUCGUCUCAGCAAGAGGUCGCAAUACAAUUUCCUGCAAACGUUUCUUUGUCGCCGACUCCUCUGUCUUCCUCGGUGUCCUUCUCGGCUAUAACUGCACAGAGCAACAAGUCCAAUUGUCAUGGUAUCGCGACAGAAUAUGUAGAUAAGAACGCAAACAACAUCGGCAUCGCUGCAGAUUAUAACAAACAAUUACGGGAGGAUGGAUUGGUUCAUCUAAUAGACAAGCUUCAUAUAGAGAAUGGAAAGGGACAGAUGGAACGGCAAGCCUCGACUCAUAAUCGCAUCGGAGCCGCUGCUGUUGCACCGGCAUUGCUCUUGGCUAAUCAUAUUUCACCGCCUAUUUUAUCGAAUAGCAAAAAAUUGUCAAACAUCAACUCAAAGCAAGAGAAACUAGAAGGGAGCAGUGUUGGCUCGAUGGGUGAAACCAUUAACGAAAGCUGCGUGGAUGGCGUUGUUGGAUUCAGUACCGGCAGCUUAACUUCCAGCAGUAGUUCUGGUUCGGAAUCCCGAGCGAAAAAUGUGAAUUCAGAAUUACCGUUAUCGGCCGGCACGUUGGUAGGUGAAAACUGCUGCGACGCGAUCGACGGUGACGGAAACGAUCCUCCAAAGCCGACCGCGUCUAGCGGUGCGAUACCGAAAAGUAUUAGCUUCGAUAUGACUGCGGAACGUGGAGACAAAGAAUUGUUGGACGAUGACCAGAAGAAUAAGCGAAGUUUCUUCGGUAAAUUGAAGAUGUCUCUGAGAAAUCGGCGAGGAAAGACGAUUCGCGGUACGGAGGAUAUUGGCAGAUGUUACGAUCGGGAAAGCACCGGAGAUAACGUUGAUGUAGGGCGGCACAGAUUACGUAGAAUUAUGUCGGAAGAUGUAACGUCGACGAGUAAUGUAGCUGACAGUACGGACGACAUCCUGGCUAAAUAUAGGAGAAAACCGAGCGCGGCUAGCGAUACAGCAUCCAUAGAGAGCAAUCAAUCUCGUACAAAGGAAUCGACGGAAGACGAGAGACUUCUUAUAGAUCCGAAUAAUAUCGAACUGUCGUACGCGUUUGCUGAUGCGAAAAGAAAAUUGCGAAUGGUACUGAGUACCGCUGAUCUUCAGCAUAUCCCUUGGAGUGCUACGUCCGAGCGAAAUUUUUGGCCGCAAAAGGAGAACGAAUUGGUUGCCUUCUUACAAUUACAGUUGGCAGAAGCUAUCAAUUUACAAGACAGAUCGUUGAUAGCUCACUUACACGAAACGCUGCGUUGCGUUCGAUUAUUCAACGAUGACGGAUGUAGGAAAUUGUUCAAGUCGUUGCGCGAAGAUUAUCAGAAACGAUCACCUUACAUCGCGUAUUUAAUUCGAUGUCGACAGGGAUUACUUUCUACGUUGGCUCAUUUGGAUAGAUUGUGCGUUAGAGUGAAAUGCGACCGUGACGCGGUCAACAAUCACCUCGUGUCCGUUUGUGUAAGAGUAUUUCUAGAGAAAAGGGAAUCGCUUCUUCUACGUUUUUGCGACGAAUUCAAGAAGCUAACAUUAGCCGAUGAAAAGCAAGACUUGGUCGAUAAUUUCUUGAGCAAAGUGCAUGCGAAAAUGGACAACGAUCCAAUUUGGCAAUGUGCGAGUGAAAAUCAAUUGACAUUGGCAAGAGUUGUGGUGGAAAGGACCGUAAUGGCCCGUGUAUAUCAUAACGCGCUUUAUCCAAACGGAGACGGAGACCUGUACAGGGACCAAUUGCUUCAUGAUCAUAUUAGAAAAUUGGCCAAAGUUGUUACACCAAAUCAUAAAGAUUUGCGGAUUCCCAAGAUAUAUCAUUACGAAUGUCCCUGGCCAUGGGCUCAAGCGGAACUGGCUGUGAUAUCAGCGUAUAAAACUCCUAGAGAUAAGUUGCAAUGUGUUUUUCGUUGCGCUACCACCAUUAUGAAUCUACUUUCAAUGGCAACGGAAAGGGGAAUACCCGCGGCCGAUGAUUUAAUUCCUGUCCUGGUUUACGUGAUUAUAAAGACUAAUCCGCCGUCCUUACUUUCAACUAUACAGUAUGUGGAUAGUUUUUAUGGAAACCGAUUGGAAGGAGAAGAACAAUAUUGGUGGACGCAAUUUUGUUCUGCUAUUGAAUUUAUAAAGACUAUGGAUUAAAUAUCGUAUCUAGUAACAAGAUAUUGCUGUAUCUGUAGGCAUAGUGUAUCAUAAUUUUCAUUGUCACUGUCGUUAUUACGACCGUCAUGAUUAUCAUUACUGUAUUUUUGUAUGAUACUGUAUUCUUUUGGACACAUUGUCGCGUUAGAUUUCGCGUCUCUUUCAUUAAUCUUCAAUUACGAGUCGGAAUAAAAGCAAUAGCGCUGCUUGCAAACUCUGAAUUUGAAGCUGUAAAGAAAUAGAAAGUACGUUACGUCGUUUAUCGUU
This is a messenger RNA of Osmia bicornis bicornis, 5375 nucleotides long. It is a transcript of the gene Gapvd1, whose product is annotated as GTPase-activating protein and VPS9 domain-containing protein 1. The record is from RefSeq and is a predicted model, not a curated record. The coding region runs from base 369 to 5108 and encodes 1579 amino acids. Lineage: Eukaryota; Metazoa; Arthropoda; Insecta; Hymenoptera; Megachilidae. Gene Ontology annotation, cellular component: endocytic vesicle; cytosol. Gene Ontology annotation, biological process: vesicle-mediated transport; regulation of GTPase activity. Gene Ontology annotation, molecular function: guanyl-nucleotide exchange factor activity; small GTPase binding. The transcript is spliced from 16 exons.